UGUUGCGCCGGGACGAACAAAAUUAAAAAUGGAAUAGUACGAAGGCGCAGGCAGUAAAGGGUUACCGGCGUUACCGCAUCUUCCUGUGCCCGUAACCGGGCGUCGUUUUACGGGGAAAAUCAUUUCUUGCUGCGCAAACUGUGUACUUCUCAAUUCACUCCGAUGAGAAGAAGAUUCGUGCCGUUUUCUCCAGGAGAUUGUCUUACGGUUUUUUUACUACAUCAUCUGCACAUUGUACAGUUAUAAUUUGCUGCCCAGUGGCCCAGUUUACGGCGCUGUCCGCUCACCGAUACAUCGGAUUUCCCGAAUAUUCGGGACAACACAUUACUAGUUAUGUCGCUAGACGAAUUGAGCCUACCUGAGAACGACAAGACCUACGUCGAUUUGACGAAGGACUUCUUCGGCCAGCUUCGCGAUGUGCAGAUGGCGGGCCAUCUGUGCGAUGUAGUGCUCAAAGGCUGCGAGGAUACUUGUACUGGCAUUCCCUGUCAUCGUUUGGUACUUUGCGCGUGCAGCAGCUACUUCCGGAGCAUGUUCACUUCGGACUGGAGAGAAUCCCCCCCGACAGGGAUCCAACUGAACAACAUUCAAUCAAACACGCUGCAGGAACUGGUGCGAUAUGCGUAUUCGAUGGAAAUCACCAUCAACGAGGAGAAUGUAUACCCGGUUCUGACUGCUGCGCUCUUCCUGGAUAUCUCUUCCGUCUCCAAAUUGUGCUGGCGAUUCGUGGAAAAUCACAUGACCAUAACGAAUUGUCUGACGGUGUACUGUCUGGCUGACUUGCACAACAAUCCACAGCUGGCAUCUUCAACAUUUUAUCCGAAUUAG
Paramacrobiotus metropolitanus is the source of this 828-nucleotide messenger RNA. RefSeq names its product kelch-like protein 23. Lineage: Eukaryota; Metazoa; Tardigrada; Eutardigrada; Parachela; Macrobiotidae. Bases 334 to 828 code for a protein of 164 amino acids. The record is from RefSeq and is a predicted model, not a curated record. The transcript has 2 exons. Gene Ontology annotation, molecular function: protein binding.